AUGGUCCGCCCUGAAGGCAACGAACCAACACGACCGUGUCGGGUGCCACCACCGGAGGACCCCUCCAAGCCAGCACCAGGACGAGAAGAGGAGCGGAGAAUAGAAUUAACCGAUUGUCUCGACCACAGCCACCGACGCACGGCGAUCGGAGCCAUCCUUGCCACACUCUCCCGUGAGCCGAAAACCCCUAUCAUCCCCCACAGCCAACCGGAAAAGGCGAGACGCUGCAGGGGAGGGGUGGACGACCAGCGGGGAGGGGCGCCAAAAGCCCAAGAGUCGAUUCGGAGAGAUGGGGCCAAUGUGCUGGAGGAAGGGAGGCUCCGUUGA
Striga asiatica is the source of this 327-nucleotide messenger RNA. The record is from the annotation of a GenBank genome assembly. NCBI's taxonomy places the organism in Eukaryota, Viridiplantae, Streptophyta, Magnoliopsida, Lamiales, Orobanchaceae.